UUCUGGCAGGAAAGAUGGUCCAGGAUGGAAAAUGGGUCAGCAGUGCUAUAUCACAAAUAAUCAACCUAUGUUCCUCUCAGUAAAACUGAGAAAUAAUAUUACGCCCAAGAGAGUCCCGAGGGUGCAGCCUCACCCACCCAACAUGCGCCCCUCCAGUGACUCUUCGGGCGUGAUCCCCCGCCCCCCGCUGCUGCCCGCCCUCACGCCCCUGGGCCUGGGGACCCAGGGACACCUGAGGCCGGGGUCCUCUCAGCCUCAGGGCACCCAGCACUCCACGGGGAACUUGGCGACCGAGGACCUGCAGGAUCCCGUCCUUGUGAUCCCACCCCUCAAAGAGCACAAACCCGAGGCUGCGCUGCGUCCCGCAGAGACCGAGGGGAACGCUGUGGGGGCGGGCUGUGGUGCAGGCGCCCAGGGCGCGCGGAGGGCCAGCGUCUUGUCCCCAUCGACCCCGGCCUCUCCCAAGGCAGCAGCACACAGUCCCUGGGACAGCGGAUCACCGGGGAAGCCGCACCGAGAGCCCAGGGCACGGGACUCCAGAGCCGCCCUCGAGCCCAUUGUCCCCAGCCCUGGCCGUGGCUGUGGAGGGGUGAAGGUCUGCUCUCCGGGGAAGAGGCCCGACGUCAUCUCCCGAGUGGAGGGGCGGGACAUCACGGAGAUGGCCAACAAGGCCACCAAAGAUCACGUAGGCCGUGUGAGCAAGGCCGGGCUACUGGCUUCUUUAGCGCGGAGCUGAAGCAGGGCCGGGGUACAGAGUGGCCACAGCCUGGGCCGGCUGCGCCCCCCGGGGACCACGCUGCAUCCGCCGCUCCGGCGCCUGUACCCCUCAACCCCAAGCGGCUCUCCCGGGCCCCAGCCUAUAGUGCCCUUCCCGGUAAGUGCAGCCCUUUCUGCGAUGCUGA
Molecule: messenger RNA, 902 nt
Organism: Heterocephalus glaber (naked mole-rat)
Lineage: Eukaryota; Metazoa; Chordata; Mammalia; Rodentia; Bathyergidae
Source: RefSeq, a predicted model, not a curated record